AUGUCGAGCCACAACGAAAGCAAAUUACCCGAGACGGCGUCCUCAAAACCCGAUCUUGGAAAAGGCAUCCGUUUCGAUGAAAAGUCCACAGAAAAACAGGCGCAGCCGCCCGUUGGUUGGCCACACGCACCGAGGCCGCUUCUGCUCGAACCCAAGGUAAAGCUGCAGGGUCCGCCGAAAAACCCAAAUUUCCCCAGCAUACCGGGAUCCUCAAGAGCAGCUCAAGCGACCAAAUACGUCACGACUUGGGUCGAGUCGAAAGUUAUCCUAGACCCAAGGGACCCAGGGUACUUCAACCCCAACACGCCAUACUACAACGACCCUAGAUUCCCACCGCGCCGCUGGAACCCCAACUGCGCACAGCCACCACGGCUAGGCUUCGGGACGUUAAAUCAAGACAUAGACCGCCUGGUCAACGAUGCUAAAAGAUUCUUCAGCCUGAACCAGGGCGUCCUGUUGGCCGAAACAACAAUGGACGAGUCGACCAACUUUUAG
This is a messenger RNA of Colletotrichum truncatum, 495 nucleotides long. Lineage: Eukaryota; Fungi; Ascomycota; Sordariomycetes; Glomerellales; Glomerellaceae. The record is from RefSeq and is a predicted model, not a curated record.